Caenorhabditis angaria is the source of this 2814-nucleotide messenger RNA. NCBI's taxonomy places the organism in Eukaryota, Metazoa, Nematoda, Chromadorea, Rhabditida, Rhabditidae. The record is from the annotation of a GenBank genome assembly.
AUGUCAUCUGAAAAUGAAGCCGGAACUCAACAAAUUACCAUGGACAAAACAUCAGGAAGUGUUUAUGCUGUUGUUGGCGAUGAUUUCGUGGCAAAUGUCUUCGAUAUUGAGGGUGAACAAUUCUUGGAUGGUGGAGUCGACGCGCAAAGCUUGUCGUUUUUGAAACAUUUCAAAAAUUCGAAAUGGAUUUUUCAUCAGUGCACCAACUGCGUUGAAUUUGACAAGUGCUGUUGAAUUGAACAAUGUUCCGAUGAUAACAAAUCUCAGGAGCGGACAAUUGAAAACAUUGGCACCGGGUGCAAAUAUACACGGAGUUCGCACACCAUUGUUCAACGCAAAAUACGAGCCAUAUGUGAAUCUAUAAGGUAAGUAGUUCGAAAAUUCUGUCUAAUAAUUUUGUAUUCUUUAUAGACACUGCUCAAAGGCGAGUUAUCUUUGUAUAUUCUUGCUGGUGAUGAAAGAGAUGCUGAGAAACUGGGACGAGCUGCAGGAAACGAAGAAGAACUAAAAAGAGUUUCUGCUGAACAUGGAAGUGUUGCUAUUUUGGUUUGGAAACCUAUCGCAAAUUCAAAACCAAUCCUUCGCUCACUUCUGUCUGGAACAUGCUCUUUUGAUCGAAUUCAAAAAGCAUUGGAUCGCGCAGCCAAAUUCUUGCCAUUCCUCAAUGGGCCACUUGUGAAAACUGGGGAAAGACCAUUAUCGGCGCCAUCAAGUAUUCCAUCUCGACCGAGUUCGAAGCAACUUUCUCGACCAGCAACUCGUCCACCAAAUGGCGCUUCUCCUUCUUCAACAAGACCAGCACCACCAAGAGCAGCACCACCAAGAGCAGCAAGACCUGUUCAAGCAGUUGAACCGACGAGAGGCUCGUCGAGAGCUGCUGCUGUUGUUGUUCAACGUGCAAGAGCAAUAGUUGCACCAACAAGACAUGCAGCUCCUACAAGACAUGCUGUAGUUCCAACGAGACCACCAGUGGUUCCGACAAGACCUAUCCGACCAACUGUGACCAGAAUCGAACCAAGAACUCGUCCAGCUACAACAAAUGCUCGCCCAUCGACUAGAGUCGUAACUAGACCUUUGAAUAAUGCGGCCAGGUUUGUUGUAUUCAAUGUUGUCUUGAAAUUCUGUAUUUUUUUAGCAGAAGACCAGCAACUUCGACUGCUGCAGCUACACGAGAACGACCUGCGGCUACUAUCACGGCUGUAGUUCCAACCGUUGUUGCUCCGCCAGUUGUUGUCACUUCCACAGCCGACAAUUCGGUAAUAAUUGUUGAUGAAAUCAGAAAUAAUUUGGAAAUUGUUGUGAUUCCACCGACUCCAGAACCAGCAGCAAUUGCUCAUGAAGAAGAACCACAAACUGAUGAAGAGCCACAACAUGAGCAACCACGACGACAACAAGAAUCACCAGUUCAGGAGGAGCAACAAGUUCAAGAUGAACUUCAACAAAGAGAUCAAGAUAUGGAGAACGUGUCAACUUCGGAAAAUGAAUCAUCAUUCACCGCGUCGGAGACAAAAAAUCAAUCAUUGAUUGAUAUCGGAGAAGUUCAAGGAAGUGCAUGUUCAGAACCAGCUCCUAAAGUUACUGUUGAAUGUUUGGCAUCAGACGAUUCGACUUUUGCAUCGGAAACUAGUAAUGCUCAAGAUCAAAACAUCUCCAAUAAUUCGGCGGUUAUUUUGGAUUUUGCUGAACCAUCGGCGCUAGUGGUUCCACCAAAAGAAGAUCGAGUUGUUCCGCAACUUGGAGAUACUACCGAUUUGGCUAAUAAUCUUGGUGAUAUUCCAUCGGUGAGUUUAAUUAAUUAUAUAAGUUUAUUUUUCAAAAUGUGAUAUUUUCAGGAUUCUAUAUUGCCAUUCAUCAAUGCAAUUUCUGGAAUGAUUGCUGCUGGUAAGCUAAAUUUUGGGUUGAUUUUAACUUUCUUCAAAAAUAAAAAAAAUUGUUUAAAAUAUUUUGCUUUUAAAAUUCCCACGUCACCAGAAUUAGGCGGGGAAAUUCUAAUGAAAAUUCUGAAAACCAUUGCAAGCAGUCUUAUCCGAAAUAAACUUUUCAGAGACCAAUUCAAUCCCAGUUCAAUCAAAUGGUACUUCGGUCAGCGAAAAUCCGAUAGUUCAAAAUGGAAAUCACAAAACAUCGAAACAUGAAUUGAUGCAAGAAAGAUCAACAAUUCAUUCGGUUGGCAACAAAAGCGAACCAGAAUAUGAAAAAUCGGAUUCAAUGAUUGAUGGAAUUUUGGAUGCAUGUGCCACCGAAUCGGAUGAAAUCGAUCAGCAACGACAACAACAACCAAUCAAUCUUAUUGAGCCGGAGCCAUUGGAAAUGGUUAAAGAAGAAGCGGUCAUUUAUAAAGGACCAAAAGUUGCGAGACCGUAUUAUUUCGAUUUCGUCAGUUUGCCAAGAAAUGAUAAAUUGGAAACAACAAUUGGAAAAUUGGAAAUGCGAGAAUUUGUGGAGAAAAUUCGAGCGAGACAUUAUAUUCUUGCUAGCAAGAAUAUUGAUGAAAAUGUUCUCAAUUCAAUUCACUAUGCAUUCUCGAUUUGGGAUAAUUCCAGUGAGUUUCAAUUUUGUUUUGACUUUAUUUGGACUCGUAGUCGAUGUCCAAAUUUAUGCUUAACUAUACGUUUUACUUGAUUUUCUUCAGAUUUGAAAUGUUCAAUCCAUCCAACCCACCACAAUUCCGCCAUUGCUCAAUUCAAAGCAAAACAUGAUGACGAAUCGGCAAAUUUCCAAGUUAGUUUGCCAAUUGACAAUUCGAUUCUUCGCGAUGAAACCGGUGAAGAGUACAAGGUUGCUCGGAUCGCUCUGUACGACGAAUCCGGUUAA